This is a messenger RNA of Nicotiana tabacum (common tobacco), 3074 nucleotides long. RefSeq lists its product as uncharacterized. Lineage: Eukaryota; Viridiplantae; Streptophyta; Magnoliopsida; Solanales; Solanaceae. The record is from RefSeq and is a predicted model, not a curated record.
UCUUGAAUUUUCUACAACAAACUCUAUAAAGCAGGCCAAUAGAAAAUAGGACCCAAAUUUAUUUAUUGUAAACAUAAAAAGGGAGAAAUCCACGUUUUUCUUCUCUCCUUUCCAAGAAUCAUCAAUAGGCUUUAAGAACUGAGGAGUCUUAUUGAACAUUUACUAACACUUAUAUUUGAUCAAAAGAGCUAGAGAUUAACCCCUACUUUAUUUUCCUCUAAGAAAAUGAUAGUAGUAAGAUGGUGGAUGACAACAUUCCAAUUGACAGAGCUGUUUGUGAGUUGUUUAGUUCAUUUGACUUACGGGCUUUACAUAUUCAGCACAGCAGUGGCCGGUGAUGUUUCCCAGACUCUGAGCGAUUGGCUUUUCAAGCCAAAUUUGGAAACUAGCCUUAAAACAGAUGAUUCAAAAAAGACUAACACUGAUUUGCCUCCUAUUGUGUUGGUUCAUGGAAUCUUUGGUUUUGGCAAAGGGAGAUUGGGAGGACUUUCAUAUUUCGCUGGUGCAGAGAAAAAGGAUGAAAGGGUUCUAGUACCGGAUUUGGGUUCACUUACUAGCAUUUAUGACAGGGCACGUGAAUUGUUUUAUUAUUUGAAAGGAGGGCAGGUUGAUUAUGGGGAGGAACACAGUAAGGCUUGUGGGCAUUCCCAAUUUGGACGAAUUUAUGAACAAGGACACUACCCCGAGUGGGAUGAAGAUCAUCCUAUUCAUUUUGUGGGCCAUUCAGCUGGAGCACAGGUUGUUCGAGUCUUGCAACAGAUGCUGGCUGACAAGGCAUUCAAAGGUUACGACAACACUUCAGAGAACUGGGUGUUAAGCCUAACAUCAUUAUCUGGAGCACUUAACGGGACAACCCGAACUUACUUUGAUGGAAUGCAACCUGAAGAUGGGAAGUCCUUAACGCCCGUAUGUUUGCUCCAACUUUGCCGCAUUGGAGUAAUAAUUUAUGAGUGGCUUGACAUUCCCUUGCUGAAGGACUAUUACAACUUUGGCUUUGACCACUUCAGUAUGUCCUGGAGGAAAAGUGGUAUCCGGGGUUUUGUUGAUUGCCUUUUAGGGAAUGGCGGUCCAUUUGCUUCGGGAGAUUGGAUACUUCCAGAUCUUACUAUCCAGGGGUCAAUGAAGUUGAACAGCCACUUACGUACAUUUCCGCAAACAUACUACUUCAGCUAUGCUACCAAGCGUACCACACAAGUAAUGGGUCUUACAGUUCCUUCUGGCGUUCUAGGGAUACAUCCGCUGCUAUUCAUCAGAGUCCUGCAAAUGAGCCAAUGGCGGCAUCCACAAGAUGUUUCUCCUCCGUACAAGGGCUAUAGGGAUGAAGAUUGGUGGGACAAUGACGGUGCUCUCAACACCAUAUCUAUGACGCACCCACGCUUGCCGGUUGAACACCCGAGUCACCUUGUCGUUAAAGAUUCUGAUUGUCAGCCCUUGCAACCUGGCAUCUGGUACUAUAAAAUUGUGGAAGGUGAUCACAUUCUUUUCGUUGUGAACCGGGAACGAGCUGGAGUUCAAUUUGAUUUGAUCUACGACAGCAUAUUUGAGCGCUGCAGGAAGCAUGUCUUAAGAAAGACUCCAACACUCCCAAACCAUAGUUAGGAAGAUAUUCUCUCAAGGGACGGUAUUCUGCAGUAUCACAUUCUUCUAAUCUCUUACACAUCGACAAAUAUCUAUUCGUCUUUGAAAUGGAUUUUAAGGUCAAUGUCUCUCAUUGUUCUUUUGUAUGUAGUUGUUAUCACCACCAUUGGCUCGUAGGCUUUCCGUGGGGAAAUGUGAAAGGGAAAUGUAAGUAGAGAUUUGCUCCGUUGCACUGUCAAAGAAGAUGAAGACAGAAUUCCAAAAGAAUACAGAACUUUCUGCUUUGACCAUGAACUCAAUGAUUUUUUAUGGUGAUUGACUGAUUUUUCAUCUCAAUAUAGUAAUAGUUGGGGAAAAUACAUAAGUUACUCCCUAAACUUGUCUCAAAAACUCAUUUACAUAUUCUAACUUUACGAGUGUCUUUUUACCCCCGAUUCUAACUCAAAGUAGAAUUAAUACCACCCUGAGAGCUGAUGGCAGAGAGUGUUUUCACUCCUUAAAACUUGUGACGGGGAAAAACAAGUGAAAAAUGGAUUAAUUUAAGGCAUGUGUUAUUCUUUAAUUGGAUAGUACACAAUUGACUAGACUAAUUUUGGCGAGCCUCUUUUCUUUUUUCAUUUUCCUCAUCUCUUCCUUCCCCUCAAUCUUCUAUCUUCACCUGCAAAACCACUGUGGUGCCUCCAAAACCACCGUUGCAGGUUCUCCAACUCCAAGACAAACCUUAUUUGGUUGAAAUCAUUGGUAAUAACUCAUGAUGCCCAAACACUUUUGUGUCUCUCUUUCAAUUCAUUGAACAAAAUCACAUAUUGGGUUUGCCGUCUCUAUAUAUCCAAAAGAGGUCCACAAAACUAAAUUUGCGUUUGUGUGUAUGGAUAUAUCCUUUGACACAGCUUAUUGGCUAUGUUUGAAAAAUAUUGUUUUGGUUAUUAUUAUUUCUCUUCUAUGUUACUAAACAAAAUCAACUCUAGUUCAUUUGGAAAAGAAAUAAAGCUUCGGUGAUUGAUCAUGGCAGAUCUGUCAUUCUCAGUUAUGUUACGGAAAGAUCAGCUCUCACCAUUAGAAACCCCGAUGGAAGCCAACAACAAACCACCAAGAUCCUCUUUCACCACCAGAAGUGCGCAUGCCUUCCGUCUUACUGUGAACGCCCACGUCCAAUGGAAUUUCUGGGAAGGAUUUCAAGAAAUGUAGAAGGAAAUGAUAGUGAAAGAGUUAAAUAAAAAUUGGAAAAAAGAGAGAUAAAUUAAAUUAGAUGGCAUCUGAUGUGGCGCCCUGUGUAAUACACCACCAGCCUCAAGAUUCGUGGAGCAUUCUCUGGGUGAUACAAUUCCACUUUGAAUACGAAUAAGAGGGUAAAAAGACACUCGUAAAGUUUAGGGAGCAACUUAUGUAUUUCCCUAAUAGUUACUUAAGAGUAUCUACAUCCAUACAUAAUAUUUGAUGUAAUAUGUAUUACAGAAAUGACUGAUUUGGCAUAAGGACCUUCGUAUUUUGAGUUA